GGCCAAGUCACUUAGCAUCAUCACGCCAGCAGCCGAGACGCUACAGAGAUCUCUUUCAUGGUGCUUCUUUGUGUCUGGGGCUCAGAUCAUCAAAACCCCGCCUGGACUCUUGAGGAGCUCUUUCAUUUCCCUCAGCUUCUUCCAUCCCCUCUAAACCAGCAGUCAUGAAUUGGGGUGGACUGGAGGCGCUCAUCAGUGGGGUCAACAAGUACUCCACUGCGUUUGGUCGGGUCUGGCUGUCAAUGGUAUUAGUCUUCCGGGUGAUGGUGUUCGUUGUGGCAGCUCAGCGGGUUUGGGGUGACGACAGCAAAGACUUUACCUGCAACACUUUGCAGCCUGGUUGUAGCAACGUGUGCUACGACCACAUCUUCCCCAUCUCUCACAUCCGCCUGUGGGCCCUGCAGCUCAUCUUUGUCACCUGUCCGUCACUGAUGGUUGUUGGACACGUCAGGUAUCGGGAGAUGAAGGACAUGAAGUACACUGCCUCCCACAAGGGUACCCAUCUGUAUGCCCACCCUGGGAAGAAACGUGGAGGACUAUGGUGGACGUACUUGGUGAGCUUGAUUUUCAAGGCAGGCUUUGAUGCUGGCUUCCUCUACAUCCUGUAUUACAUCUACGAGGGUUACGACAUGCCACGCUUGGUCAAGUGUUCCCUGGAGCCCUGCCCCAACACGGUGGACUGCUACAUAUCCCGUCCCACAGAGAAGAAAAUCUUCACCCUCUUCAUGGUGGUCAGCUCUGCUGUCUGCAUCUUCAUGUGUAUCUGUGAGAUGGUUUAUCUCAUCUGCAAACGCUUCCAGAAACUCAUCAGGAAGAAGAUUGAGGCGGAUAGAAGGGUGUUCGUAGAGAGUCAUGAGAUGGCACCACUGGCGCUUCCCAGAUCUGAGUUCAGGUCCAAAUUAUCCAUCAGAACUGAUCCCACAGCUUCUGUCCAGAACCUCAAUAACCUCAAGACUGAGGAGGGUCCAAGUAAGAGGGAAGAACUAAAGAAAUGAAGGGUAUGGCUGUGGCUAUGCUAAAAAACUAAUCGGAGUACUCAAGGAACCCAUGUAAAUAAACUCACAUAUCAGACUCUAUGGAGAAUGGCUGCUGAACACCAAAGAGAUACCCACCACUUCAGGGACAGCAAUUUGGAAAUGCUAUUAUGUUAAAUAUAUUCUGCUGCAUUGAAACGUGUUGCUAUGUUACAAGAGUUAAAGGGAAGGAUAAAAGGUUACAAGUUAGCCUAUUUCUUCCUGGUCAUGUGUGCUGGAUUUGCAUGAGUAGGCCUGUGCGUGCCUGUUUUUUUCUUUUUCUUCUGUUUUCUUAAAUGUAUGUGUCAUUGACCAUAUAGCAGAUUUAAGAUCACGUAAUACAGAUGUAUACGGGAUGGAGUGAUCCCUCUUAACUAAACAUGCACACUGCCCCCUAAUGAAUAAAACAAGGUAAAGCAGAGCACUUCCUUUCAACAACAGAAACGCCUUGUCUUCAGAUAUAGAAUAUGAAAAAACUGCUCUUUAUUGUUUUGCAUUUUAUGUUGACACACUAUGAUUAGUUCAAUGAAAUUAUAUUGUAUGAAUACAACAUAGCUUUAUUGAGGUAAUGAUAUUUAAUAAUAAUUGUUAAGACGCAUGAAAUGCCCAAAAAUUACACAUCAAUUGUGUUUUAUUUUAUUUAAGGUUUUAUUUGAAAAAGAAUAAAGUAAAAUUGUAGAUAAUGUAUUUUUCAUUUUGUAUUUAUUGUUGUGACCAAUAAAAUUAUUUCACAAUA
This is a messenger RNA of Mugil cephalus (flathead mullet), 1749 nucleotides long. It is a transcript of the gene gjb9b, whose product is annotated as gap junction protein beta 9b. The transcript is spliced from 3 exons. Gene Ontology annotation, cellular component: connexin complex. Lineage: Eukaryota; Metazoa; Chordata; Actinopteri; Mugiliformes; Mugilidae. The record is from RefSeq and is a predicted model, not a curated record. Gene Ontology annotation, biological process: cell communication. The coding region runs from base 165 to 995 and encodes 276 amino acids.